UUUCGUAAGAAAAAUGAAUAAUCUUGUAAAAAAGAAAUUUAACCGUAAAAAGCUUAAAAAGAUGAUAGAUAAGAAGGAUAAUCGUAAGAAUGUUAUUCCUGCUAUUAACCCAUUUGAUCGUCAUUUUAUUCGCAAAAAAUCUAACGUUUCCAAGUCUAAACAUGUGUCAACCAUUCCAAAAGCUGAAGAGAAAAGAAAGAAAACACUUUUACAAGAAUACAAAAAAAGAAACAACACUAAUAAGUUGAUAGAUUAUAGGAUAGGAGAAAAAGUUGACAUUUCACAAGAUGAAAAAACUUUACAAAGGCUCAUACGUGAAAAACAGAAACAAUCUAAAAAACGAUUAUACAAUUUGAAUGAUGAAGAAUUAACUCAUACUGGUAUUAAACUAUCUGAAAUGAAAUCUUAUAAAAAUGUAACAGACCUGGACAUGGAAAAUGAUGGAGAUCACAACUCUAAAAUUGUAUCAUCAUUACAUUUUGGAGGAUUUGAAAAUAGUAGUAAAGAACUUAAUCAUUUAAACAAAAGUAAACACAAAACAUUUUUGGAAGAGAUGAUAUCAUUUAGCAAAAAAGAGAAACAUGAAAAGCAAAGAGAAAAGGAGAAUAUAGAUACAUUUAGGGAAAAAUUAGACCAGACAUGGAAAGAAUUAAGGAUGUUAAUUAAAUCUGACAGCAAAAUAAAUCAUAUUGAUAGCACUAAAAAUAACCAACUUGAUACUAAAAAAAGUAUUGGCAAAAUUUCAAAUGAUUACUCAUAUGGUGUUGAAUCAUAUGAUCUUAUAUAUCAUGAUUUGCAAUUUCAAUCAUCAAAUAACUCUGAAGUUAUUCAAAGAGAAGAUAAUUCUAAACCAGUUGAUAGCAACAUCAAAAAAACGGUGUCGAAAGAUGAAAAUAAAAAUAGUUAUAAGAAAACUCAAAUACGAACUUAUUCGGCGGAUGCAUUAACAUAUGACGAAUGCCUAAACAUUCAGCCGAAAUUAACUAAUCAAUUUCCCAUAAGUGAUGGGCGUGAAGAACCAUUUAUUUUAGCCUAUGACGAAAGUGGAAAGAUGGUAAAUGAAAACAAAAUAUUCGCCUCAUAUAAGUUCGAGAAUGAAAAUCAAAAUAUCGAGCCCUAUCCUCAAAAUGUAAUAGAUUUUGAUUUUCUGUACCGUUUUGAAGGGAGUAGCCUGUUUGGUAUUUAUAACAAAAACGACCCAUCUGAUAUUAAAUUAAAAUCUUUAAAGCUGAAAGUUUUAGAGAGCUUCGAGCAUUUUUCACUUGUACUCAAUAAAACCUUGUUUAAUGAUAGCAACCCAAUUUUGGAUUGCGAAGAAAGAAAAAACGAACUCUGUCAUGCUUUUAAGAAAUUUAUUUUGAAUGCUUCUACAUUGGAAUCACUUAGAGGGGAAGAUAAGGCUGGCAUGGUUAUAGGCUUGCGAAAUUGCAUAAUUUUUACCAUUAGAUAUUUGGCCGAUCUUAUCAUGGGAGCUAUGCUUAAUGUAGAGUUUAAAUCAGAUAAUGAAGAAUUUAGAAAAUGUGUUAGACUUGUAUCAGAAAAGUCCAUAAGUUUAAUAUACAGAGAAUUCUACCAAACUAUAUUUGCCGUUUACCCUAACCUUGUGAGAGAAAUACUAGAGGAAAUUUCGGAAAGUCUUUUUAAGACUUUCUCUGCUCAAUAUAUAAAUCGCAAAUAUGUCAAACGGCUAUCUAAGGAUAUUAGGAAAUAUAAUAGCGGCAUUAGAGAUGUUAACGAGGAAAAUUUGAAGGACGAUAUUAAGGAUGAGGAAUCAUUGAUUAGAUUAUAUUUACUUGGACCCUCAAUAUUCGCGUGGCUAUUAUAUAGAUUGGUCACCAAUAGUUCUCUCCUCUCACCAAAAUCUAAUCACCCACAAACUCUCAAUUACAUAAUAACGAAUCUUUUGGACAUUUUACUUAAAAUUACAAACACGCAGCUGUCCUUUUAUGCCAAUUCCGCAAUCAAAUAUCCCAAACAAAACUACGUACAAUAUAUUACGAAUCUUUUAGGCUUAUCUUUAUGCAAAAGCCUUAUGUAUAAUUUUAAUCAAGUUGAUAUUCAUAGUGGUAUCACUGAUAAGUCUGACAAUUUCCAUUGCCGGGCAAUGUAUUUUCCAGUGUUAAGCGAAUACCUCUCUGGGUCUCAAAAUUAUUACAUUCGUAGUUUACCUUUCUGUUUGGGCGCAAAAAAUAACGAUACAAAAAUAAAGGACGACUAUAAUGAUAUAUUGUUAUUGGAUAUAUUAUAUAUGCCUUUAUAUGAAAAAACGUUCAAACUUAGUUUGUGUAAUUACUUCAAAAUUUUGCUUAAAUUUGUGAGCUUGUACGAUUAUAAAGAAGUAGAAUUAUCAAAUGCAAUAUCUACAACGAAUUCUGGUCUGCUGAGCAGCUUCCCCGAAAUUAUAAAACCAUUAAUCGAUACUUUGCAAAAUAAGCUAGUGCCUUUACUUGAUGAAGACUAUGAAAUCAAGCAAACUACCGAAAAAAUUAUUGUAAAAUCAUCGGAUAUUUCUCAAAAAAUAUCGCAUAAAAGAUCUUCCCUUCUUUCCAUUUCACCUGAACAUCUGGUACAAUACUUUAAUCCUCUUCAUAAAACCGAUCCCAUAAAUAAUAAAUGUAAGCCCAAAGUUCCUAACUUAUUAGAACCUCUUAUAAUACCCGCAAAUAAUAAAUUUAAUACUAAAAAGGGAGGUAAAAUGAAAAAUUUAGCCAAGGAGUUGAUAAUGAAUGAUGAGGCUCUUAAGAAACAAGGCUUGAAUAACAACGAAAAAGAUAAAAUUCAUCGCACGAGGGCGAAGCACUUGUUGGAUCAAAGGCAAAUGUUGAAACACGUCUACAAACGAGAUAUGAAAACGGCUAAAAAAGAACUUAGAAAGGACGCAACUUUCCUUUCUAAUCAAAAAUUGAACGAGCAGAUAGAAAGGGAUAUGAUAAGGAAAACAAAGGUCAAAAAAUUGUAUUCAUUCUUAGCUAAUCAAGAAGGAGAAGUUCGUGCUUUGAAAAGGAAAAAGAAAUAAAUAUAAGCCAUGGGAUAUACAUAAUUAACAAUAUUGUAUAACCGUUUUAUUAAAUAAACGCAAUUAUAAAAUACAACAUCACAAUCAUUUGUAUAUACAAGGAAUACAGAUAAAUUAAAUCACAAUUGUUUUAU
Molecule: messenger RNA, 3150 nt
Organism: Gordionus sp. m RMFG-2023
Lineage: Eukaryota; Metazoa; Nematomorpha; Gordioida; Chordodea; Parachordodidae
Exons: 11
Coding region: 14-3016 (1000 amino acids)
Biological process (GO): maturation of SSU-rRNA
Cellular component (GO): small-subunit processome; Noc4p-Nop14p complex; nucleolus
Source: RefSeq, a predicted model, not a curated record